Molecule: messenger RNA, 1412 nt
Organism: Cephus cinctus (wheat stem sawfly)
Lineage: Eukaryota; Metazoa; Arthropoda; Insecta; Hymenoptera; Cephidae
Product: cilia- and flagella-associated protein 20-like
Exons: 4
Coding region: 212-1333 (373 amino acids)
Biological process (GO): regulation of cilium beat frequency involved in ciliary motility; cilium assembly; positive regulation of cell motility
Cellular component (GO): ciliary basal body; motile cilium
Source: RefSeq, a predicted model, not a curated record
UGAGUGACUCUUCUUUUCCCCUUUGUAAGAAACCAGCGGAAGCACUUGAUGAAAAGUUGGAUAUCAUGAUAUUUGAUAUCUUUUGAAGAUACGAAUACAUUUCAGAAUGAAUUUGCAUUGUUCGAUAACAAUGGAUCAAUGAAUAAUUCCGAUAGACGUGAACAUCGGCACGAAGACAAGAGAACUUUAUUUAAUAUCGAUAUAUCGACAUAUGGAGCUUAUUGUUUUCAAAAAAUUUGACAGUUCGACGUUCGAACGUCAAGCGAACGAAAUAUUGUUUUUUAAUAACCUGCAAAUAGUGAAAAAUAGUUGUCAAAAAAUAUUGUACUUGUCGGAAAAUAAAUGUACAAAAAUGUAUCGCAAUUCUUAUCAAAACGGUUUUUUGUCUGUCCUGUACAGUUGUGGCUCUUCGCCGUUAGAAAAUUGGGGCAUGCAUGUCAAGCAUGGUUACAUAAGACGCGUAACCGAUGACGAAGUCAAAUCAUUGGCGCUUGAAAUAGCUGGUACCAACGUGUCCACAACAUUUAUCUAUUGUCCAGCUGAUAGAAAAAAAGUUUUGGGAAUAAUGCUACCCUUUUUUAUAAUGAUUAUAAAGAAUAUGAAGAAAUAUUUUACAUUUGAGAUUACGAUACUGGAUGAUAAAAAUAUGCACAGACGCUUUCGCGUUAGUAAUUUUCAAAGCACUACUAAGGUACGCCCGUUCUCUACUUCUAUGCCAAUUGGUCUUUCCGGCGGAUGGAAUCAAAUUCAAUUCAAUCUGGCCGAUUUUACACGACGAGCUUAUGGUACGAAUUAUGUGGAAACCACGAGAAUGCAAAUACACGCGAAUUGUCGAAUUCGUCGCAUAUAUUUUGCUGAUAGACUUUAUACGGAGGAUGAGACUCCUGAGGAGUUUAAACUGUUUUUACCGAUGGAGCGAAAAAAAUGUGUUCGCGAAGAAGAGAAAAAGAGUAAAAAACCAGACGAAGAAAAUGUCGUUCAAAUUAUGAAAUCUAUGCCAACCGACGAACCUCCGGAAUUUGAAGCUGACGAAACGGAAACGGAGAAACCGGAAGUGGAGGUCGACGCUAAGGUUUCCAAAAUUUCCGCUUUGAUGAAUGCUGACGAUUCGCCUGCUCAGGUGCAGGAAGAGAUGCCGCAAGAAGAGCAUAAAGAUGUUACGGAUACAGAAACUGAAGACGAAGAAGAAGGUAUAGAUGCUCCUGAAGACGAACAAGAAAGUAUACAAAUAAAGGAAAUGAUAGGAACUUUAGAGGACGCAACGGAAGAAAGUGAAUUUUUAACGGAAGAAGAAACAGAACCGGAUGAACCACCCUCUGAAGAAGAAGGAUAAGUUUUAAUAAUGUGUGGAGUAUGAAGUUGGAUGAGGUUUUAGAAAAAGUUUGGUGUACGAUAAAUAAAAGUUCUUUAAU